This is a messenger RNA of Meloidogyne enterolobii, 347 nucleotides long. The record is from the annotation of a GenBank genome assembly. NCBI's taxonomy places the organism in Eukaryota, Metazoa, Nematoda, Chromadorea, Rhabditida, Meloidogynidae.
CAGACUCCAAUGUUGACGUUGAAAUGCCACCUACUGCUACUACCGAAGAAAAAACUGAAGAACGAACGGAAGAAAAACAAGACUUCAACGAUGUCGACACUGUUGAAAAUACACAAGGCGAGCCUUCUAAUGCCAAAACUGGAGUUGCAGUUCCUAACUCUUUUAUUGAUACGGAAGGCAUUGGAGCUAAGCACGACAACGAUUUUUCUGUAAAAUCUGACGUGACUGUUCCUGAUACUUUGAUUAGCACAAAUACUGUUCAUGAAGACCUCGUUGUUGCAGAAGAUCCGAUUAUUCAUAAUGCAAAAUCUGGCGUGGAAGUUCCUGAUAGUGUUAAUGAAGAUUAA